AUGGAAAGGGGAGAGAGGGAAAAAGAGAGGAGGAGUGGAAAGGGGAGAGAGAGGGAACAGGGGGAGGAGUGGGGGAAGAGAGAGGGAACAGAGAGGAGGAGUGGAGAGGAGAGAGGAAACAGAGAGGAGGAGUGGAGGAGAGAGAGGGAACAGAGAGGAGGAGUGGAGGAGGAGAGAGGGAACAGAGAGGAGUGGAGGAGGAGAGAGGGAACAGAGAGGAGUGGAGGAGAGAGAGAGGGAACAGAGAGGAGUGGAGGAGGGAGAGAGGGAACAGAUGGAGGAGUGGAGGAUGAGAGAGGGAACAGAGAGGCGAGGAGGAGGGAGAGAGAGGAAAGAAGAGGAGAGAGUGGAGGAGAGAGAGAGGGAAAGAGAGAGGAGUGGAGAGGAGGAGAGAAGAGGAACAAGAGGAGAGUGAGGAGGGAGAGAGGGAACAGAGAGGAGGAGUGGAGGAGGGAGAGAGGGAACAGAGAGGCGAGGAAGACCCUAACCUUCGUGUCGGUGACAGGAGAGGUAUAAACACUCAGGAUUUAGCUGAGCUAGUCAGUAGCCCUCAUCCCCCUCUCAGUCCCUCCAUCCACCCCUUCCACUCUCCCCCUCCCCGUUUUAGAGCCCCCACCUCCCGAGUGGAGGAACCUCUGGACAGAGUGGGUGUGGCAGGGAGAGGACAGCCGUCCACAGCUCUGAGGAAAGUACUGCGCUCUAUACACUCAAAGAGGAGAGAGAGGGGGGAGGAGAGGAGGGAGGAAGAGGAGGAGAGGGAGAAGAGGCGGGAGGAAGAGGAGAAUGAGGAGAGAGAGAGGGAGGAGAAGAGGAGAGAGAGGGAGGAGGAGAGGAGAGAGAAAAGAGAGAGUGAGCAGGAGGAGAGGAGGAGAGAGAGUGAGCAGGAGGAGAGGAGGAGAGAGUGUGAGCAGGAGGAGAGGAGGAGAGGAACAUCCUUUAAACUUCCUCCUAACCCUAAACCCCUACCAGUCCCUGCCCCAGUCUCGGUUUCAACCCCAAAGUCAGCCCCCCUUCUCCAGAGCAAGGCACCAGCAGAGGUCCCUGUCCCCCCUCCUACCUCCCUCCUCUCCUCUGCCCAACGUCCCAGCUCUUCCUCUCUCUCCUGUGGUCAAACGCCGGAGGGUGGAAGAGGACGAAGAGGAAGAUAAGUGUGGGUCUCCUGAACUCUACGAGGAGGAGGAGGGAGGAGGAGGAGAGGAGGAGGGAGGGUUUGGGGAAAGUUUGGAGUUGGACACUCAGACUGAGAGAAUGAUUCUACUACAAGACCAGAGAGGGAGGGAGAGGGGAGAGAGAGGGGAGGAGAGGGAGAGAGGGGGGGAGGAGAGAGAGGAGGAGAGGGAGAGAGAGGCCGCUAACUCACAGCAUGAGAGAGGGAACAAGGAGAAGGGCGUAGAGGAGAAACCAACCGAUGUUAACCCACCGAACCCCUCACCAGGCAACAGUAUCCAUGGCAACCCCCAUACCCAUGGUUCCCAUGACAACACUGCGCCCAGAUACAACUUCUCCCUGACUGACAGCCAGAUGGAACACGUCCUCGACGACCAGGUACACACACUCAACCACAGCCACCAUGAUGAUGAUGAUGGUGGUGAUGAUGGUAUUGGUGGUGGUGGUGGUGGUGGUGAUGAUGGUAGUGUACUCUUCCUCCCCCAGAUCUUGGCAGGCGAUAAUGAUGAUGAUGAUGAUGAAGCCCUCCCACCUCCUAGCGCACGCCGCUCCUCAGUGAGCAAUGAGAACAGUCUAAACGGCAGUAGCAGCUUCCUAUUUGACAGCCUGUACGACAGCUCCUUAUUGGUUGGGCUUAGCCACGACUCUGACCAAUCAGAGGAGGAGAAGGAGGAGGGGCCUGUUGCCAUGGAGACCAGUCUCCUGUCCAACCAGCAGCGGCGACGCAGCGGGCUCCUAGCCAAUCAGGAGGCAGAGGAACAGGAGGCCGUCCAAUGGGGCGAGUCGUCCUUCAACCUAUCAGAGUGGGGCGACUCUCUGCUGGUUGGAGAGCACUUCCUGGAGAGGCGGAGCCUGCUGAGACACAGGGAGCGACCGCAACACGAACAAGACUGCGGUCAGACAGACAGACCCCAACCUGACCACGGGGAAACAGAGCAACAAGGACCUAAACCACAACCACAGCAACGGUUUGACGGAGCGACCGCAACACAGCAGUCUGCUAGAUGAACCCAAAGACAACCAUAACCCUAACCAGACAGACAGAUUGACACAGAACACUGGUGGAGCAGAGGUGGAACCUUCCUGGUCAGAGAGAGGGGGAGAUGGAGGGAUUGAGAAGGAGAGAGAUGGAGGGAUUGAGAAGGAGAGAGAUGGAGGGAUUGAGAAGGAGAGAGAUGGAGGGAGUGAGAAGGAGAGAGAUGGAGGGAGGAGAGGUGUUUGAGUGUGUGGGCAGUCUGUUAAAGACCUACCAGCAUAGAGGAUGGAGAGAGAGAGGAGAAAGAAGGAGAGGGGAGAAGGAGAGGAGAGGAGGAGAGGUGCAGGUGAACCCCUCCACUGUUAAAGCCUGGACUCAGACAGAGAUGAGUGAGAGAGGAAAACAGAAGAAGAGAGGAGAGAGAGAAGAGGAGAGAGUCUGA
Coregonus sp. 'balchen' is the source of this 2585-nucleotide messenger RNA. The record is from the annotation of a GenBank genome assembly. Lineage: Eukaryota; Metazoa; Chordata; Actinopteri; Salmoniformes; Salmonidae.